Messenger RNA from Momordica charantia (bitter melon), 450 nucleotides. RefSeq names its product PATATIN-like protein 9 (gene PLP9). Lineage: Eukaryota; Viridiplantae; Streptophyta; Magnoliopsida; Cucurbitales; Cucurbitaceae. The record is from RefSeq and is a predicted model, not a curated record. Gene Ontology annotation, biological process: lipid metabolic process.
CUCCGACACGGUGGACCAGAUGCUGGGGAACGCUUUUUGCUGGAAUCGAACGGACUACGUGAGAAUUCAGGCAAACGGCUUGGUGGAAGAAGGGGAGGUGUUAAAGGAGAGGGCAGUGGAAACGCUGCCGUUUGGCGGGAAGCGGUUACUAACGGAGAGUAACGGACAGAGAAUCGAGAGCUUCGUGCAACGGCUGGUGGCGUCAGGGCGGAGCAGUCUGCCGCCGAGUCCAUGCAAAAACCCGGCCGCCGUCAGCCCACUCGCAGCCCGUUAGGUUCUAAUUUUAUAAAUAUAUUUUUUUCUUUUUUUUUUUGUUGGGAGGAAAAAGUUAUUGUUGUUAUUAUUUUAUUUGAUCUUUUAAUUUUAACGUGUAACCAAUCUCAGGUUCACAUUUUAACCCGUCUUCUUUUGAGUUAGUAGCAGCUAAUUGAAGUUACUGUCUGUGUUAAA